This is a messenger RNA of Nymphaea colorata (pocket water lily), 1228 nucleotides long. RefSeq lists its product as uncharacterized. Gene Ontology annotation, cellular component: chloroplast. NCBI's taxonomy places the organism in Eukaryota, Viridiplantae, Streptophyta, Magnoliopsida, Nymphaeales, Nymphaeaceae. Gene Ontology annotation, molecular function: acyltransferase activity, transferring groups other than amino-acyl groups. The transcript is spliced from 5 exons. Bases 32 to 937 code for a protein of 301 amino acids. The record is from RefSeq and is a predicted model, not a curated record.
GGAGAGAAACAGAGAGACGUUGGGUGGGUGGAUGGCAUCUCUCUGUUACUCCCCGCCAUCUCUGCUCCCCUCUCCUGUCGCUCGAUCUCCUUCGCCUCCUUCCCACCUACUGAGGUUCUCCCGCCACCCCUUCUUCACAGAGACCACCAACGCCCUCGGCCAUGUCGCAGAAGUAACAGACGCUCACGCCCAUCGUUCUCGCUGCGUCCUUGCCGCCUUUUCCCGUAGUUCCUCGUCUACCUGCAGAACCACCACCCAGCUCCAACAAGAGGAAAUUCCCCACCAUGCCUUUGAUUCCGUCGUCAUCGCUGAUGCCGUGUCCGACUCCGAAUUGUGGGCCACUGCCCGCCUUCGCGUCGAGUGCUUCUACCCCCUCGAUCCGACAGUCUUCGCUGUGGAGGAUCAAAGACGGUACUUGUCAGAGAGAGAAUUUGAAGCGCUCAAAGAACGUGCAGCUGCAAGCAGGGCAGGAUCUAACAGAGUUGCAUGCAUAAAUGCAACUAUUCCAUUGUCAGAGCUUCCAAAGUCAUUUCAUGAUUUGCGUUCGAAAUGCAAGUUCUCUAGUGGUGGAGAAGAUCGAGUCGUUAUUGGCACACUAGACCUUAACCAGACCAUGAGGCUGGCAGAUGAGUUAGUAGGAAGGAGGCCUGAGGGAAUUGGAGCUGAUUUUGCUAGGGCGUACUUGAGCAAUGUAUGUGUAGCCAAGGAGCUACAGAGGAAGGGUAUUGCUUAUGCCCUCAUGGACAGGUCCAAGAAAAUUGCCAGAGAAUGGGGAAUUUCUGAUCUUUAUGUCCAUGUAGCUGCGGAUAAUGAAGCAGCAAAGAAGUUAUACGGCAAAAGUGGUUUUGUCUAUGAAAGUGAUGAGCCAGCAUGGCAAGCAAGAUUUCUAGGACGCCCUCGGCGAAUUCUUCUAUGGUUUGGCCUAUCAAACACCUGACUCCCGAUUGAUCGAGGAAAAUAACAUGGUUGUGUAUGUUAAAGAUGAAGCACAAGUCACCUCUACACCUGAGAGUGUCUAUUGGUGUUCCAUACUAUAUUCUACUGGUAGGUUUUCAAGCCACUGUAUUAUAUUCUCAUAUUUUUUGUAGCCAUUUCUGUUGUUUAGGGGGCCUUCUACCUUCUUCUCUAUAAAUGGCUAUUAAAAGAAAGUCAUUUUUUAGCUAAUUGUCUGUACUGUACGUCGACAGCACAAGGUUGCUAUUAAUUUAUAUUAUUCAUCUUGCAUUCA